GGGAAUGCUGACUCCCCUAGGAGGAGGCCAGUCUCAUGGAAGGCAGAAGUGAAUUCAGGGGCACCCUAGGGCAGCGUUUGGGUCCCCUCACUCUCAUCUGCCUCUGUCUCUCAUGCAGCUCGAGCACCAAGGCACUCCCUUUAGUGAUCCUGACUUCUCAUACCCCGGACUCUCGCUCAUAACCCUGCCUUCGACCGACAUGCCCUUCGAGAACUGGAGUGGCCUGGAAGAUGGAGAACGUCUGAGCCUCACCCAGGAGGCCUUCUGGUCCUUCAGCCAGCAUUUCCAGCUUGCGAAGGAUGACCAGAGUGACCUAAACCCUAGCAAUUCCAUUGUGGUGGAUCAGCUUGAGGAAGCAAGACUCAAGGCCAAAGGCCUAGCGGGCAACUUGGCUGGCAUCAUGACUGCCCUGGACCUGCUCACCCCCCCGGAAAACACCGCCCUUGGUAGUGUCCCUUUAGGGGACUCGGUCUUCGAGAGGAAGUGUCGAGGGUAUGUAAUAAUCCGGGACUACAGCUUUUGGACAGACCGAGCUGUGACUUUCUUGGGUGAGCUCAAGGCCAAAUACUCUGAAUAG
This is a messenger RNA of Cervus elaphus (red deer), 577 nucleotides long. RefSeq names its product cardiotrophin-2-like. Bases 113 to 577 code for a protein of 154 amino acids. The record is from RefSeq and is a predicted model, not a curated record. Lineage: Eukaryota; Metazoa; Chordata; Mammalia; Artiodactyla; Cervidae. The transcript has a single exon.